UCACCUUCACCAAGACGCGAAUGUCCCAACGAGUUUCCGUAGUAUUUUCGCGGCAGAUUUAUGUUGGGACCGGCGGGCCUGACUACUUUGACAAAUGGUGCAAAUAGUCAUACGGGCGAGUGUGGACAGCAGCAGUCCUCCCGAGUGGCUGCUGAUCGAGCUGCAGGGAGAGGUGGUGUCCAGACAGAACUCUGGUCUGGCGGGAAAUGUGAUGGGCGAUUUGCUGUAUACCAAAGAGGGGGUGCCAGUGUUGAUUGUGGGACAUCAUAUAUUGUACGGCAAGCAGGUCAAACUGGAGAAACCCUUUGCUGUCCUCACUAAGCAUGCUGCCCAAUCACAGGACACUGGGGAAUACCAUGAUGCCUCCAAGGUUACCAUGGAAACGGAGCAACAACGCUCCACCUCCUACUGUGUGUCUGCACUUAUCAAGCGAAAGCUUAUCUUCAAGACUCGACCCAAACCCAUCAUCACGAAUGUGCCCAAGAAAGUAUAGUAGGCCUGGACUGAGUUAUGUGGGAAGGAAAAACUAACUGAUACAACAUUUGAAUGUUUUAUGGCUUUCUUUUUAGGAGACUGCUUGUUUGUGUAUAACCGUAAAAUAUAAUUGUUUUAUAUAAAAGUAUCAAAGGGAAAAAGCUGUGUUUUUGUUCUGACUUAGCAGAUCACUUGUUGCUAGAGACGUGUUUUGCUGGACUCGCGGGCCUCGGACUAGCACAGCUCAAUACAAUGUUUCAGCGUCAAAUUAAUAUUGCCUUUCUUUAGAACGUUGAUGAUGAGGACUAUCUGACCUUACAAAAAAGUGUAUCACUAUUUGGGCCAUGGAAAGGAAACAAAUGAUCCCAUAAUGCAAAUUGAGAAUUUUCUAAACCUCGAAACAUCCAUGCGGUAGACUAGUUAUUCAAUUCUCUUGGGUAAGACACAAGUCAAUCACAUGAUUUGUUUGGCUUGGUUUUUACGCCAGAUGUCCUCCCUGACACAACCGGGGUUAGAACUCAUGUGGUCUGCAUUGAAGCCUACAGCAGCUACUAUUACACAAGGAGGGUUAAUAAAUAACACAAAACUAUUAUGCAAUAAUGUCUUUGGGUACCCAUCUAUUCAUGCAGACAACCCAAUCAAGACCAAUCAUUGGGGCAUUAUUGUAAGUUAAGUACAAGAGAGUGCAGAUAAUAUUAUUUGUUUUUAAUUAAUGACUUCAUACGUAUAGAGUGCGCCAAAAAUGCCAAGAGAGAUUUCACUCAAACUGGUUUUACAUAUUUAAACAUACGGACAACGCCGUAAUUAUACAUAGCCUAUUGCAGGGGUGUCAGGCUCAUUUUUAAUAAGGGUCACGUCACAGUUAGGGCUGCCUUCUGAGGAC
Messenger RNA from Nerophis lumbriciformis (worm pipefish), 1357 nucleotides. It is a transcript of the gene chtf8, whose product is annotated as CTF8, chromosome transmission fidelity factor 8 homolog (S. cerevisiae). Gene Ontology annotation, biological process: mitotic sister chromatid cohesion. Gene Ontology annotation, cellular component: Ctf18 RFC-like complex. NCBI's taxonomy places the organism in Eukaryota, Metazoa, Chordata, Actinopteri, Syngnathiformes, Syngnathidae. The record is from RefSeq and is a predicted model, not a curated record.